CGAGUACCAGCCCUGUCAUGCACCACCCACCCCGUGCACUCACCCCAACCUCGAAUUCUUCCGAGGAGGACAAGCAGAACCCCCUCGGCACACCACGCAAGAUCCGGUUCGCACCCUUUCCAGAUCCGAGACGAGCAAUCGCGGUGGACGAGGAUGGAAAGGAGGUCGAAAUGGUCGAGGAUGAGGGAACGAUAAGCUUCGGAAUCACGAAGGACGCAAGUCCUCCAGUGAGCAUCGAAGAACAGCUCGCAUCGAGUCGCCCAGAGUCGAUUGCGUCUACUGAAGAAGCGGAAGAGUACACCGCUACGCGCAAGGAGAGACCUCGCUCUUGGGGUACCGCAACCAAGAGUUUCCUGUCUCCUUUCCUGGCUAAAUCAUCGUCUAAAGGCGGUUUCCUAUCUCCGGACACGGACGACGGCGAGGACUACAUGUCAACCAAGUUGACGCGGAGAACCUCUACUGGGGGCCUCAGCGGAAGCAAUCCGGAUCGAUUUCAGUGGGAGGUGAAACGCGCAGAGGAAUUUCUUGGCGGGAGCGCGCUAAAGCAGAUGAUCUCCGCGAAUUCUGACGUGGAAAAUCCUUCUCGCAGUCAUACACGGGCUCACAGUGCCGAUAAAAGAAGAAUGCUGCUGAACGGAAGGGUGUACGGCGGUGGGAGGCAGAAGCAGGAGAAAUAUACGGAGCCCGAAUUUGUUGAAUGGGGAUAUGGAGGAAUGGGAAGUCAGAAAGCUGCUGCUCAGACCAGGUGGCAAAGUGUGCAGGGGAAGACGGUUUAUAACUCCGGAGGCAAUUCCCGCGGAGUAGACGAGGACUCCGACGACGGAAGCGGGAUGGCCUGGGUCCGCAAACGGAGACGAGAGAGGGAAUUGAAGGCCCAAAUGGAGAAGGAGAAAGAACAGGCCAAGAACGGACAAGAGAACGAGAACGUCCCGCAGGCCCAGUCGGUACCACCUAUUUCGACAAAUGCCAAGACCCAACCCUCCGCUCACAGCUCGACUCGCACUACCCCGACAGCAUCUACCUUGUCAUCCGCGCUCUCAUCCCGUUCUCAAUCACCUCAACCUAGUAUCGGGUCAGCCGCAGCUAACUCAGGCAUUGCAACCGGCGCAAGCACUCCACACGUCGAUGACGAACAUCAUUAUCGGGCUGUGAGUCUCCCACCCCCUACUACCCAUCAUCAUCAUCAUCACCUUUACAAACAUCAUGGCGACAAGGAUCAUCGGCCACUGCCUCCCCCACUCGCCCCUGUCACCGCGAUUGAUGCAAUCAAUCAGCAAGACAUGCUUGGAACGGAAGCUGGAAUCGGGAAAGCAAACACCCUCCAGCUGGAGCUUACGCCCGCAACCCCCGUUUCACCCGAACACGAGGAGAAUAAACUUUCCUUGCAACAAGCUAAUUCCAUGCAUGUACCGAACCCGCACGUGGUUGAGUCAAGCGAAUCGAGCGACUCGGAGAGCAGCGACGAAGAUGACGACGACGACGACGACGACGACGACGAGCCUGGUAUCGCACGUGAGAAGAAGAGGGUCGCUUCGAGCGAGACAGACUCGACGGAGAGCGACGUCGAGGAUGCACCAGACAACAAGCCUAGGCUCACGUCGGCUAGCGCGGGCGUUGAGAAAGUGUCGACGAAAGGCAGGCGGGGAUAACAUACGCAGGACGCUGGCAGCAGGGCUUUGUCCCUGGGCGGUUCACUCACCCCACCCAGCUGUACUCGUGCCUCGCACUGCAAGCAACCUGCCAGUCCUAUCUCGGCGCCGAUAUCUCCUCUUUGGCAUACCCGUUCUCCGGUCUUCGUCUUCGGCUUUCUGGUCACCCGAAAACAACCGCCUCUCUUCUCCCUAUAGCGCCGCUGUGCAGCGCCGAAAGCGGCAGAAGAGCGACACAACACAUUCUGUGAUUUUCACUUCGUUCGUCGUUUUCUUCGGUGUAAUACCCAUUUCUUCGGCUCUGCAAGUGUACAAUCUGCCCACAAUCCACACCAAACACCCCAUGCAAUCUGUUCACCAUCACUACACGUCUCAACGCCGGACUGUUCGUCCAUUCGGUUUCGAUUUCCGGGAUUCGUACUUCUGCCCCUUUGCUUUCUUCUCAAUCCGAUUGUACUACCUCAACCCUUCGAAAUCCCCCCAAUUCACCAUUCACGGGCACGAAGCGUAGUGUACGAACACUGCACUCCGCGAAUUUGUACCCUCAUACGAUCAUCCCAAGCUUUC
Messenger RNA from Dacryopinax primogenitus, 2216 nucleotides. RefSeq lists its product as uncharacterized. Bases 18 to 1649 code for a protein of 543 amino acids. The record is from RefSeq and is a predicted model, not a curated record. The transcript has a single exon. NCBI's taxonomy places the organism in Eukaryota, Fungi, Basidiomycota, Dacrymycetes, Dacrymycetales, Dacrymycetaceae.